Molecule: messenger RNA, 899 nt
Organism: Galleria mellonella (greater wax moth)
Lineage: Eukaryota; Metazoa; Arthropoda; Insecta; Lepidoptera; Pyralidae
Product: pupal cuticle protein 36-like
Exons: 3
Coding region: 100-807 (235 amino acids)
Source: RefSeq, a predicted model, not a curated record
AGUUAGUAUAUAAUAGGUCAAUUCGACUCGCAGCAUCACAGUUCAGUGUUAGCUUCUCAUUUGGUUGUUACCUCUUGGAGUAAAUUCUAUUAUUCGACAAUGAAACUGUUUGUCAUCACCACCCUUGUCGCCGUCUGCGCUGCAGGACGUCUAGAGAACUUGGAACGCUCAUACCUCCCUCCAGACCAGGGUGGUAAUGCCCUGGGAGGAUUCGGUUCUAGCGGCAAUGGUUUCGGCAGUGGCUCUCAAGGAUCUUUCGGAGGCAGCUCGAACGGUUUUGGCUCGGGCGGUUCCGGCGGAUUUGGAUCAUCUGGAUCUAAUGGAUUUGGAUCGUCUGGAUCCCAUGGAUUUGGCUCAUCUGGAUCCAAUGGCUUCGGAGCUUCUGGUCAACAAGGGCAAUCUGGUUUCGGUGCAGCCACCUCCAACCAGUACCUCCCUCCCAACCGUGGAUCUUCUGGAGGCAACGGCCGCUUCGGCUCUCAGAACGGUGCUUCUGGUUCACAGUACAGCUCCCAGUCUGGUAGCUCUGGUUUCGGAGGAUCUCAAUUUGGAGGCCAGUCUCCCUCGCAGUUUGGAUCCCAGUCUCCUAGCUCUCAAUAUGGAGCUCCCAGCAACGGUCCCAGCUCCCAAUAUGGUCAGCCCCAAUUCGGCUCUGGUGCGUCUGCCGGCUCCCAGGGUGGUCGUUUUGGCCAGCAAGGCUCGCAGCUAGGCGCUGCUGGUCGCCAAUACUUGGCUCCCAGAACCUCCAACAACUUCCAGAACAUUCCUCAGCAGAGCUUCGACGAGCAGACCGGCUACCACUAUUAGGUGUUGUACUUAAUAUCACUAGAGAAAUUCAUGUGUUCUAAAAUUGUAUAAAUUUUCACUCUUAUAAAUAAAUAUGUAAUAUAAUUUUAAAA